AUGAUAUAUUAUAGGUGUAUAUAGUGUAAAAAAUUCUGAAUAUCUUCAGGCUCAGGCAACAUUAGAAGUUGGACAUGGCCAAACCAUCCAGCUUUUUUAAGAUCAUAGUCUCGAACGGUGACCAACAUCCUAAGCUUAUGAUUCCGAAAAAAUUUGCAAGUAUACACGGCAAGAACCUGGAUGACAAAAUUUCCUUGAAGGUUCCAGGUGGUUCAGUUUGGCCGAUUAAAUUAAAAAGACACAAGAACAAGGUUUGGCUACAGAAAGGUUGGCCAGAAUUUGCAGAACAUUAUUCGAUAGGUUUUGGUUAUCUGUUGGUUUUUGAAUAUCAGGGUGACUCUAAAUUUCAAGUUCUUGUAUUUGACCCAAGUGGUUUAGAGACAGACUAUCCACUAACUAGUACUACUGAGAAUCGUAAUGUUGUUAGAUUAGGCCGAGCUAAGAAGAGAGUAGUUGAUAGCGAUGAUUCAACUAGUGUCGAUGUGGUUAGGCCCUGUAAGAGGACAACAGCAAGCUCUUCUUGCAAAGCAGGCGAGGAUGGACCAAAAGUUAAGCAAGAAAAAGCAGAAAGAAACGGUGUAGCUCUUGCCUCAGCUAAAGCUUUUAAAUCCAAGAACCCCUCUUUCAUCCAUGUUAUGAAAUCAUCGAAUGUUGUUGGAGCAUGGCCUAAUGUGUACAUAACAAAUACGUUUAAGGAGGCCUAUAAGAAGUGGAAGAACAACGACAAGGUUAUCCUACGAGUAGAAAACAGACGGUGGACAGUAUAUUGCAGUGUGAAUUCCAAUCAGUGUAGAUUUGGCCGUAAAUGGGGUAAAUUUGCCCGAGAAAAUUCACUGAAUGUAGAUGAUGUUUGUGUUUUUGAGUUGAUCAACCCCUCAAGAAAAUUGCUACAAGUCUUGAUUUUCCGAGAAGAAGAAACCAGCUAUAAUAGAGUGGCUUUAUAUACUCCACUAAUCCACUCCAAAUCACAAAUAUUUUCACCAGAAGUUGAGCUUGACAUGGCCUCUUUUAAUUGGUCAAAUUCCCCGGCCAAAUCAAUACGAUUUUUCAAGAUUGUACUCACUGACAUUGGCUCACAUACUAAACUUAUGAUUCCCAGAAAAUUCGAAAGGCUUUUUGAGAAGAACCUUGACAAUCGUAUUCAGUUGAGUGUUCCAAGUGGUUCAGUUUGGUCGAUUGAUUUAGAAAAACAACAAGACAAGGUCUGGCUGCAAAAUGGUUGGCCGGAAUUUGCUAAGUUUUAUUCCAUAGGUUUCGGUUACCUUCUGGUUUUUGAGUACCAGGAAGAUUCUAAAUUUAAAGUACUUAUAUUUGACCCAAGCGCUUCAGAGAUUGACUAUCCAGCAAAUUGUAGUACCACUCUUGAAUUUGUGAAAUCAACCAAAGUGGAGAAGAAGAGGGAAAAUGAGUUUAAUAUUUCAGAUGAUUCGGAUGAAAUUAGCCCUCGGAAGAGAACUAGAGCAAGCUAUUCUUGUAUAGCAAAUUCUAAUGGGAAAUCGGCCUGCAAUGUGAAGAAGGAUCCCGCGCUUGCUGCUGCUAAGGAUUUUAAGUCCGAAAAGCCUUAUUUCAUUGUUUCUAUGACACCAUCACAUAUCAAAGGAUCGUCUGGAAUGCAUAUAACGAAGACCUUUGAAGAGGUUUAUAAAAAGUGGAUGAAGAAUGUUGAAGUUAUUUUAGAAGUUGGAGGGAAAACUUGGCCGGUGUUUAGUUAUUUUAAUUUGAGCAACGACCGAUGUGCUUUUAGGCAUGGAUGGGCAGACUUUGCACGAGACAAUUCGCUGAAGGUUGGCGAUGUUUGUGUCUUUGAACUGAUCAACCCCUCUAAAAAAUUGCUUAAGGUUCAUAUAUCAAACAAUAUGUGAAGCUGAGUACUCUAACCAGAAUGUAAUAAUUUCUGAGUUUCACUUUAUUAAUCACUGAGUACACUAAGAAUGCCUGGUCCUAUUGUGUGUUAUGUUGAAAUCAAGCUCUGUUUCUCUUCAUACAGCUUGUGCCUGUAAUAAAGACAAGAUGGAGAAUUUCAGUAUCCCUGUAAUUGACCAGUAAUAAGGAUUUUUGUGUUUCUA
Messenger RNA from Daucus carota subsp. sativus, 2066 nucleotides. Its product is annotated as B3 domain-containing transcription factor VRN1-like. Bases 75 to 1862 code for a protein of 595 amino acids. NCBI's taxonomy places the organism in Eukaryota, Viridiplantae, Streptophyta, Magnoliopsida, Apiales, Apiaceae. Gene Ontology annotation, molecular function: DNA binding. The record is from RefSeq and is a predicted model, not a curated record. The transcript has 9 exons.